AUGACGACAGCUGCCUCGUCAAGUUCGGCGGUGGUCAUUGAGAAAAAGAAUCUCAUCAUGUACGUCGGUAACCGCGUGAGGGUGACACUGGAUGACUCGAGUGUCUUGAGCGGCCGCCUCGUUUCGCUGAGCAGCUGCGGCAAUCUCAUCCUGACAGAUGUGGAGCGUCAGCGUCUUCUCAAACGUCGCCGCAAUCGCGACGGGGUGCAUGAGACUAGCCGUGAGUGCUAUGCCGCAGUUCUCUUUGUGCGCGGCAGCGCUGUGGUCUCAGUUGGUUACGAUAGUGGUAUUACUACGGAUAAAUCGGUGAUUGAUCAUAUCGGGGGACGGGACGCGACUAGCUCGCGCAUGGUGCAGCUCGCCAACGCCACCCCGUCGGCGCGGUGA
Molecule: messenger RNA, 387 nt
Organism: Leishmania braziliensis MHOM/BR/75/M2904
Lineage: Eukaryota; Euglenozoa; Kinetoplastea; Trypanosomatida; Trypanosomatidae
Product: putative Lsm5p
Exons: 1
Coding region: 1-387 (128 amino acids)
Source: RefSeq, a predicted model, not a curated record